AUGGUGGACUUGGGCAGCAUCUACCGCACCCUCGCCUCUUUCCCCCCACCUGUACCCGUAGUCAUGAUGGAGUCAAGAAGACCGGAUGCGCAGGUAACUGGCACGUCGUAAACCUAGACGUAGCGCAACAGACUCUGACCAGGAUGUUAUUCUCCAAUACAAAUAAGGGAGCGACACGGAUCCUAAUCGGCCCGAAGUGAACCGGCGACUGGGUGUGUCACCAGACCCCGAAUGUUGGCGUUUUUUGUUGGUGUGCCUGCCUGAUAACGCCUGCCAGAACCCGAUGUGGCUCCCCCGUCGGUUCAGCGCAUCUACCGCGUGGCUCGUUGUAGGGGCUCUUUUCUACUUAGAUGACAUUUGUACAGCAGCAAAUUCCUAAACGGCUUUUCUUUUCAAUGUUGAGUGAAGUCGCACAUUUUUCUAGGUAACUCUCCCUGUUUUAAGACAUACGCCACAAGUUCCUCCUUUUGUUUCACCUAACCUCAUACAUUGUCAACUAACUUGCCCCACGCUUCCAAUGCCCACUUACUAGGGCGGAGUUAACAGAUGCCAGCCAGCUAAAUACCGUCAUUACCACAUUAACAGAAGAUGAAGUUACGUAUUUAAUGCACGAAUGAGGUGCUGCCUCUGUGAACAGCGGGGUGUCAGUCGUGAGGGCUCAACACAAUUUGAAGUAUCGGGAAUGACUUCAUAAUUUACGCAAUCGGAUCGACCCUGUACCACGAGCGUAGCCAAUUCCCAAAAAGUCAGUUUUUGUUGAUGUCUACAUAGAAGUUUUUACAAAACCGAACUUGCCGUCUAGGCUGCCUAUGAGAAGAAACCGUGACAAAUCUCAGCCGCCGACUUUCAAAAAUAACUUCUAUGGUUAAUGGGCUAACGGACUAAUUGUGCAUCGUUCCACUUACACGAAACUAAUGACUACUGCCGUAUCCUGAACACGUCAAGAGCCAAUGGGUGGUCUGUCUCAUAAUAAGGCGUAAUUCAAGUCGAACGUCCUUCACAAUACCUCAAAGUUAUCGUGCAGAUGUAUCUAUCUGCUUUUCCUGGAGGGCAACUUGACGAACGAUCGUUUGCAACAGUUGGUGUUCAGAACAGCGUAAUUGCAGUUGUAAAUGGUUGAAGGUAUCUAAACUACUGUGCGCAACUUUAACUGAUGGGGGUGGUGUGUGUGUAUAAAAAUGGUAAUUCAGCCUUUUCGCGGGUUGCAAAGUGGGGCUGCGCUUUUUUUUAUAAAGAAGUGCUUUCUGGUGAAAGUGUGCCAUAGCUGCCUUGAGUUCGCAGGCGGCAGACACCCAUGUACAGUGCGCGAUGUAUCUGAGGACAUGUUAACCAAAACGCUGAAAUGUGCUUUCGGUUAGAAAGGAUUACUUAAGCGGAAUUGUAAUACUGAUUAUCAUGCAGCGUGGCCCCGAGACAUUUCGAUCGCGUCUGGAUGAUAGCUUUCGGAUACGUUUUUUUCUCGGCGGCUGUAAAAAUCGCACUCGUGACAAAGUGUCUACACAAGCUGUAUGCAUUUCUUGCCAUUGCUUUCCAUUGUUCUUAUAAAUCUGCAUGUAUUUUAGAGGAAACAUGAGUAAAAAUAAACUCUCCUGCACUCAAUUUGUAGAAUAUCACGUCUUCUCUGAGCUGUAUACUUUCAGGAAGGACACACUAUAGAUGCGCUAACUCAUGCAAUUUUGACCCAAAUUCUGAAAUGCGUUUUCGACUCGAAAAUAUUACCUACGUAAGGUGGUAAUAUUAAUCACCGUGCAGCAUAGUCCCAAAAUAAUUCACUUACCUCAAGAUGCCGGCUUUUGGGUGAAAUUCUUUUUUUGGCCGCCUACAAAAAACUACACCUUGUAAAAAGGGCCACUUAUGUAAUAUGAUUUUUUUCAUUAGUUUUCGACGCUCCUAUAAAUUUAUAUAUAUUUCAUAGAGAACUUGCGAAAAAUAUUCAUUCUUCUACUCAUCUGGUAGAAAAUUACGUCUUUUCUAAAUUUUAUGCUUAAAGGAAUCGUAUAAUUUGGUUUUAAAAAGUUUCUAAUUGCGAGACUUUUUAAUGCGGUGAGAUGGCCGUUCAUAAAACGUCAUGCCUCCGCAUUUACUAGUGUUGCUUUUAAAGCUUACAAUAUAACUCAAAUCCACUACUAGAUUUUAUGAACCCUAUACAGCGUCCUCUUCAUACAGUGCAGAAAUGUGUGAUUUUCCUUAUACGGCAAAUAGACAGCUUGUAGUUUGGAAACCCCGAAUGCAAGUGUAAUGGCAAGCCGGUUCUAAACAUGCAUGCAUUUUUCCUAUGGAUUUUCGAUGGUCUUAUAAAUUCAAAUAUAUUUUAAAGAAAACGUGCAUGAAAAUAAGCUUUCUUUUAGUUAUUUGGUAGAAAAUAGCAUUGCCUUUGCACUUUAUGCACGAAGAAAGAGCAUAUUUAGGUUUUAAAAAAGUUUCCCAACUCCCGAAUAUUUUUGAGCCUGAUCUGCCAUUGCAUCAGUCUUCAGCGAUUUCAGUCAACAAGGGAUAUGCUUUCCGCGUAAGGAAAAUCAUAUAUUCCUCUAUGUCUUUAAGAAGAUACCACAUAGAGUUCAUAAAAUUUCGCAAUGGAUCCGAACAAUGUUGGACAUUUCAAUAGGAGCAGGGUUAAACGGACCUGUGCGGUCCUGUAUGCAUGAACAUUGCCUGAUCUUAAAAAUCUCACAACUACAAACUUUUUUAAAACCUAAAUAUACACCUUCUUCGUGCAUAAAAUGCAAAGACAAUGCUAUUUUCUACCAAAUAAGUAAAAGAAAGCUUAGUUUCAUGCACAUUUUCUUUAAAAUAUAUUAGAAUCUAUAAGACCAUCGAAAAUUCAUAGGAAAAAUGCGUGCUACUUAAGUAGUCAUUUUUUUUACCGUGUACGGUAUCUGCAUGAGGGGAAGAAGGAGUAAAUCCAAAAGUCGACAUCCUGACGAGUCCGAAAUGUUAUAGGAUUGUGCCACAUGCUAAUCUUUAUUACAAGCCCACCUAAGUAAUCCUUCCUAAUCAAAAACAAAUUUCAGAAUUUCGACCAACAUUUCAUAAGGUCGGUCACUCACUGUAAAUUCCCGGCCUGACACUUACCCAAGCUCUAAAACUAACUCUACCUCUAAACCGAAACGUUAGGUUGCCCGGUAAGAUGUGGUUGUGUAGCCCUACCUGAUGAACCCAAUAUUGAUGAUGUCGAGGUUAGGGUUAUGGCUAGAGGUUAUUGGUUAGGGGUUAUGGUCAGGGGUUAGGGUUAGGAGUUAGGGCAACUAUUUCUCAACCACUCAAAACACAACCGCGCAUUCCCAAUAGCUCUUUUUGCAUACAACUACUUGACCUCGUCGCCUGUGCGUUCCCCGGUCUACCUGUAAAAGCCCCUAUUACCACCGGUCCCGUAUUACAGGUGGUUGGAGUUUGCUUGCUUCAGGUGGGGCUACAUAACCACAUAUGACCGUUUCCAAAAUAGUAUUUAUAAAAAAAAGCACAAAUCAACCUUUCCUAUGUGCUGAGAUCGGAAAUUAGGACAGAUCCCUAUUUUAAAGAAUUGCAUAUUGUCGCGAUUAACAUCCAUGGAUGGAUGGAUGGAAAGGGAAGAUUCACCUCUCCAUUUCAAAUGGCUCCCUGCUUCAAAUUUCCUGACUGAAAUUAUUAACCAAUCACAGAGACUUUCGUCAGAGGGCCCUCGAGAAGAGUGGCCUAUUUGCCCUCCGCAUAGGUCAGGCGACGAGCUAGCGGAUAGACCUUUAAAAAUUAAGUGACAAAAGUCUCACCUGCCCAGAGAACCUUGCAUUUUCUCAACUUUUCCAUUUAUUUACACAGCAGUAGACGGCAGCCUGCUUACUUCGUUUGCCCGAGCAAACAAGCUCCGUAUGGACUAACAGUGAUAGUAAACAGAGACGGUCACCCAUCAGGCUGCGCAUGACCAUCAUGCAGUAAUUAGACAGUGGUUGGAUUCUUUUCGGCGAUUGUUUUGUUCAAACCCUGUUUCAGUAUGCUAUCGCAUUUUUUUCCGCUCGCUUUCAGUUCAAGAAGUUGCUCAACAAGGAGCUGAACCAGAUACUAGACGGGGAUAAAAUCAGCUCCCAAAUUUCCGACUACAUCUGUUCCACCUUCCUGGACCAGGACGAGUCCGAACAGGCGCCGCCAGCCCCAUCUGACAGUAACAACAACAACGUCUCCCAGCCCAACGAAAAGUCCGUGCAGAACACCCUCACCGCCGAGAAAGUUCGGCGAAUGGUGCCUACUUCCCUGCUGGUGAGGGUGGGUAGUUCCAGAGGCGGUGGAGACGCAGGCAGCCCCUCUAGUGGGACUUCAGCUAACGCCACGGAGGACUCCCAAAAGACCGUGGUUGUGCUGGGUACACGGCCCUUCAGCGUGACGGUUCCCCUGCAGACGUCGGCGACCGCUUCCCUGUUUCAGUAUGUUAUCGCAUUAUUUCCCGCUCGCUUUCAGUUCAAGAAGUUGCUCAACAAGGAGCUGAACCAGAUACUAGACGGGGAUAAAAUCAGCUCCCAAAUUUCCGACUACAUCUGUUCCACCUUCCUGGACCAGGACGAGUCCGAACAGGCGCCGCCAGCCCCAUCUGACUCCUAUAUCCGUGCCUUAUCGUUUAAGUACUCUAUGCGACACGUGAACUCCCGACACUGCUCACUUAUCAUUAGCUCAAUUCAGUCUGUUAUUAAUGCCGGUAACUCAGUCUCCAAUCCCUAA
Spirometra erinaceieuropaei is the source of this 4686-nucleotide messenger RNA. The record is from the annotation of a GenBank genome assembly. NCBI's taxonomy places the organism in Eukaryota, Metazoa, Platyhelminthes, Cestoda, Diphyllobothriidea, Diphyllobothriidae.